UCACAUAAGGCUCAAGCAGCUUUGACUUUUCCCCAAAGAGUUAGGAGGGACCCUAACAAGUCUGGUUUAGAUGGAGGAGAAGAGCAAGAAGGACCACCGGGCUCUGCUCAACCAAGGAGAGGAGAAUGAACUGGAGGUGUUUGGUUACCGGACCCAGAAUCUACGCAGAGCCCUAUGCCUUAUAACAACCAUGCUGACGUGUGGGGUUCUUCUGCUGGUGUUCUACUGGAAGCCCCAGUGGAGAGUGUGGGCUAAUUGCAACCCAUGCCCUUUGCAAGAAGCAGACACUGUUUUGCUAAGAACAACGGAUGAAUUCCAAAGAUAUACGAGGAAGAAGGUUAUAUGCCUCUACUUAGCUACACUGAAGUUUCCUAUAAGCAAGAACCCAGAAGAACCCCUGGUGGCUGACCGCCACUCUGUCAUUAACCAUGCGGUAUUGAAGCCAGAAUUAAAACUGCGAUAUAUCCAAGUGCGGAAAAUCAGGUAUGUUUGGGACUACUUGGAGAAGAGGUUUCAGAAAGUCGGGCUGCUGGAAGACAGCAACUCCUGCUAUGAUAUCCACCACACGUUUGGACUGGGCCUGACCAGUGAAGAGCAAGAGGUCAGGACCUAUCCUGCCCGACCUUCCUCACAGUCUAUCAGAAACACAAAUUCUCCAGCUAAGAAGCAUUCUGGUACAUAAAAUACUGGUUCUUGGGCUCCACCCUCAUAAUUUUCAUUUAGUAAAUAGGAACUAAGGGUAGCGGUGAGAGCAGAAACUGCAUUUUAAGCAAACCCCCCCUCCAACGAUUCAUAUGCGCACCAACUCUGAGAAUUACCGAUCUGUUGUUUUUAAACUUUUCUGCUGAAUGAAAAAUGACGAAAAAAUGAACAAGGCAUCAUCCAGAUUCUGACAAUGUUUGCAAAACGCCUUAGAGAUAGUAUCACUGUAUAAGAUUUCAGAUGUAAUGCUGAUUACGUUGAAACACAAAAUGUUGUCAGAGUCAUUAAGAGCGUACUGGUUUCAUAGCAUUAAGCACCAGACACGUGAAGGAUUGAGCUAAGUUAGGAGGUGUAGUUGAUUAACGCAAGUUUACUUCUCCUAGGACACCAUUUCUACAGGAAGGAUUGCCCUUCACAUUUGUCCUUAGCAAGUGCCAAGCUUUACUAAAUAUCACAAAUAAUUAAAUUUAAAGCUGGUCCACACCGUAAAGAACUUGACAAUGUAAUGAGCAAGACAAAGAGUUUAGUUUCCCAAAUGCGAAGGAUAGAGGAAAUAAUCUACUUUCAAAUACACAGGCAGGUUUUACUCAUGGGUUUUUCUAGGGGGACAGUAAAGAGAGUGAAUAGAAUGUGAAGAUCUCCUCCCCCUACCCCCAUCAUUUUUUAUUUAUUAUUUUUUAUUGUAUUAUUUUUUCCCAUCAUUUUUUAAUGUAAGACUAGGGCUUUUUUU
This is a messenger RNA of Panthera uncia (snow leopard), 1432 nucleotides long. RefSeq names its product probable cation-transporting ATPase 13A5. Gene Ontology annotation, molecular function: P-type transmembrane transporter activity; polyamine transmembrane transporter activity. Gene Ontology annotation, biological process: polyamine transmembrane transport; intracellular calcium ion homeostasis. The transcript is spliced from 6 exons. The coding region runs from base 71 to 682 and encodes 203 amino acids. Lineage: Eukaryota; Metazoa; Chordata; Mammalia; Carnivora; Felidae. Gene Ontology annotation, cellular component: late endosome membrane. The record is from RefSeq and is a predicted model, not a curated record.